CUUUUUUUCCACUUUCCACUUCUUUGUCUUCUUUCUUCUCCUUCUCACUUACUUAACCCAUAAGCCAUCAAUCCCAAAAACACCACAACUAUGGCUUCUUCUUCUUCUUCUUCUUCUUCUUCUUCUUCUCCUCCUCUCUUCUUCUCCUUCUUCCUUAUCUUCCUCUCCGUCGUCUCCGCCGUCAAACUACCUCUUUCUCCCUUCUCCCACUCCGACCAAUCACCAAAAGAUCCUUACCUCUCUCUCCGUCGUCUCGCUGAAUCCUCAAUCGCUAGAGCUCAUAAACUCAAACACGGCACCUCCAUAAAACCCGACGAAGAAGCUCUCUCCUCCACAGCCACCGCAUCCGCCACCGUCGUGAAAUCUCAUCUUUCACCUAAAAGCUACGGCGGUUACUCAGUCUCUCUCAGCUUCGGCACACCGUCGCAAACAAUCCCAUUCGUUUUCGAUACCGGAAGCAGUCUCGUCUGGUUCCCAUGUACCUCGAGAUAUCUCUGCUCCGAUUGCAAUUUCUCCGGUUUGGAUCCGACUCAAAUCCCUAGAUUUAUCCCAAAGAACUCUUCCUCUUCCCGGGUUAUCGGGUGUCAGAAUCCGAAAUGUCAGUUUCUAUUCGGAGCCAAUGUUCAAUGCAGAGGAUGUGACCCGAAUACCCGAAAUUGCACCGUCCCUUGUCCACCGUACAUUCUUCAAUACGGAUUAGGAUCAACGGCUGGGAUUUUAAUAUCCGAAAAGCUUGAUUUCCCGGAUCUAACCGUACCCGAUUUCGUUGUCGGAUGUUCAGUUAUCUCCACCCGAACACCCGCUGGUAUCGCCGGGUUUGGGCGAGGACCCGAAUCGCUUCCUUCACAAAUGAAGCUCAAGAGUUUUUCUCACUGUUUGGUUUCUCGCCGGUUCGACGAUACCAAUGUCACCACCGAUCUUGGUUUAGAUACCGGGUCGGGUCAUAAAUCCGGUUCGAAAACUCCGGGUCUCAGCUACACGCCGUUUCGGAAAAAUCCCAAUGUCUCCAACACAGCUUUUCUCGAGUAUUAUUACCUCAAUCUCCGGCGAAUCUACGUCGGAAGUAAGCACGUGAAGAUUCCGUACAAGUUUCUCGCGCCGGGAACUAACGGAAACGGAGGAUCCAUCGUUGAUUCCGGAUCUACAUUCACAUUCAUGGAGCGACCCGUUUUCGAGCUAGUAGCUGAAGAAUUCGCGACACAAAUGUCGAAUUACACUCGUGAGAAAGACUUAGAGAAGGUCUCAGGAAUUGCACCGUGUUUUAAUAUCUCCGGGAAGGGAGACGUGACGGUGCCGGAGCUGAUUUUUGAGUUUAAAGGUGGAGCGAAAAUGGAAUUGCCGUUAUCGAAUUACUUCUCGUUCGUUGGGAAUGCUGAUACUGUUUGUCUCACGGUGGUGUCCGAUAACACCGUUAAUCCCGGCGGCGGGACUGGUCCGGCGAUAAUUCUGGGAAGUUUCCAGCAACAGAACUAUUUAGUUGAAUACGAUUUGGAGAAUGACAGGUUUGGGUUCGCGAAGAAAAAGUGUAGCCCGUGAGUUUUCAGGGGUAAAUUUGGAAAUUUAACUUUUUUUUAAACGAU
Arabidopsis lyrata subsp. lyrata is the source of this 1580-nucleotide messenger RNA. RefSeq names its product probable aspartyl protease At4g16563. The record is from RefSeq and is a predicted model, not a curated record. NCBI's taxonomy places the organism in Eukaryota, Viridiplantae, Streptophyta, Magnoliopsida, Brassicales, Brassicaceae. Gene Ontology annotation, biological process: proteolysis. Gene Ontology annotation, cellular component: extracellular region. Bases 91 to 1536 code for a protein of 481 amino acids. Gene Ontology annotation, molecular function: aspartic-type endopeptidase activity. The transcript has a single exon.